AUGAGUCAUGUCUUUUCAGAGCUGCAUAAAACCUCCAUUACCAGAGCUUCAGUUGAGGAACUGAUAUUUGGAGUAACAUUCGUGACAGCCUUUGGAUUAUUACAACUACCUUACCAGAAAAUAGAUGGAAACCCAGUUCCAACCAUCAUUUUUAAGAACCACCCUUCUUCUUUUCAUGCAUUUCUUCUAGCUCUCAAUUUUGCCUUCACCGGGGCCGUACUAACAGUCUCUCUGCGUGCAGGGUAUCCCAAGACAGCUAGUUAUUGUCGUCAACUUGCUGUUGUUUGUGUAACAGCAGCUGCAGGCAUAUUCUUCUGGUCACUUUUAUUAUCAGCAUUAAAUACUUGCGCCGGCACAAAGCCGGCAAUGCUUGGAAGGUUAAAGAAUGACAACUUGCACAAAGUGCUUCGAGAUGAAGCCCUCUCAUCUCAUUGGUUUGAUGACAUAGUGCACGGCAGAGAAGUUUCCUAG
This is a messenger RNA of Ilex paraguariensis (yerba mate), 471 nucleotides long. NCBI's taxonomy places the organism in Eukaryota, Viridiplantae, Streptophyta, Magnoliopsida, Aquifoliales, Aquifoliaceae. The record is from the annotation of a GenBank genome assembly.